Molecule: messenger RNA, 1629 nt
Organism: Charadrius vociferus (killdeer)
Lineage: Eukaryota; Metazoa; Chordata; Aves; Charadriiformes; Charadriidae
Gene: NPBWR1
Product: neuropeptides B/W receptor 1
Exons: 6
Coding region: 1-1629 (542 amino acids)
Biological process (GO): neuropeptide signaling pathway
Cellular component (GO): neuron projection; membrane
Molecular function (GO): neuropeptide receptor activity; neuropeptide binding
Source: RefSeq, a predicted model, not a curated record
AUGGAGAACUUCUCCCUCCCUGAGACCAAUUCCUCAUGUGUGGAUGGGCCCGGGAACUGUUCCGGAAGAGGGGAUGUGGGGUUGAAUAUGUCUGUUCCCCCCCUGAGCCCCAGCUUCUACCUCACGGUGCCUGUCAUCUACUCUGUAAUCUGUGCUGUGGGGCUGACAGGCAACACUGCUGUCAUCUAUGUAAUCCUCAAAGCCCCAAAGAUGAAAACGGUCACCAACAUCUUCAUCCUCAACCUGGCCAUUGCUGACGAGCUCUUUACCUUGGUGCUACCCAUCAACAUUGUUGACUACCUGCUCCUGCAGUGGCCCUUUGGAGAGUUCAUGUGCAAGCUUAUCAUCUCUAUAGACCAGUACAACACCUUUUCCAGCAUCUACUUCCUCACUGUCAUGAGCAUUGACCGCUAUCUGGUUGUGGUAGCCACCACCAAGUCUAGGAAGAUGUCCUACCGCACCUAUCGAGCAGCCAAGAUUGUGAGCCUCUGCGUCUGGUCCUUUGUCACAGUCAUCAUCCUGCCCUUCACUGUCUUUGCGAAGAUACACAAAGAGCAGGGGCGUUCCCAGUGUGUCUUUGUGUUCCCCCAACCUGAGAGCAUGUGGUGGAAAGGCAGUCGUAUCUACUCCCUUAUUUUAGGCUUUGCUAUCCCAGUGUCCACCAUCUGCAUCCUCUACACCACCAUGCUGUGCAGAUUGAGACGCGUGCACCUCCAUAGCAAUGCAAAAGCCCUGGACAAAGCCAAAAAAAAAGUGACACUGAUGGUGGUUGUCAUCCUGGCUGUAUGCCUGUUUUGCUGGACACCCUAUCACCUUAGCACAGUGGUGGCCCUCACCACAGACAUCCCACAAACUCCACUCAUCAUUGGGAUUUCCUACUUCAUCACUAGCUUGAGUUAUGCCAACAGUUGCUUCAACCCUUUCCUGUACGCCUUUCUGGAUGACAGUUUCCGGAGGAGCUUUCGUAAACUGAUAGAUUGCAGAUUAGUAACUUUUGCUCUUGAGUGUACCUGCAUUUCCAGCUGGAAGCAAAUCCAGGAUGAUCUGCAGAUCCAGAUGGGCAGUGGCACCCUCAGUGUGGAGCAAAAAGGACCUGAUAUUCAUCCAGUGCAGACAGCAUAUGAAGCAGAAGUUUACAGCCUUGAAUUUGACAGACCAACAUUUGGUCUAAUAUUGACUCUGCGUGUUCACAUGUACAGUGUAGACAAAUUUUCACUAAAAAAGAAGCAGACUGAGACCUUUUUACUCAUUCUGCCCCUAGAUGGCACUGGUUCUUCACUAAGCCACCACGGUUUUUCUAAACCGGAGUCAAAGACAAAAAAUGCUCCUGAGAGCAAAUUCGGACGCCGUGUUGUAGGAUAUGCCAAAAGUUGGAUGGAAAUCCUACAACAUGCAUGUGUGGUAGCAGACCCCUUUCCCAAGAGGAGAAAUGGAGGCUACACUACCUGGCACCUGAUGAGUGAGCGCUCCUUAGCUCUGGCUCUGAGGUGCAUUGCUUCUGUGUUGCAUCCUUACAUACUGGAAGUACCUAUAGAAGCUAUUGUCUUCAUAUUUCAUGGGCCUUACAGUUUGACAAUUGUUCUCUGCGAUGAGCUAAAGCUACCAAAGUAUCAGCAAGAGCUAAUGUGA